AUGUCAAUCUACCAUGUAAUUGGCAUUGUAAUUGCAUUAAUUAUUAUACUAUAUAGUACUAUAAUACUAUUUAGUCAUCAACCAAGAGAACCAUUGCCUAAUGAGUUUUUUUAUACUACAAAUGAUGAAGAAAAUUUAAAAUAUGAAUUACCACCACGGGCAACUCCCAAUAGUCAAUACAAACCAGAAAUUGAAAUAAGUAUUAUAAUACCAUGUUAUAAUGAAAUCAGUAGACUAGGUAAAAUGCUAGAUGAAUCAAUUGAAUAUUUAGAAGAAAAUUAUUCUGGUAAUUAUGAAAUUUUAAUUGUUGAUGAUGGUUCAACUGAUGGAACUGCAAAAUUUGCAAUCACUAAAGCUAAACAAUUUAAAUUACAACCACAUAUUUUACGAGUUGUUCAAUUGGCGAAAAAUAGAGGUAAAGGUGGUGCUGUUACUCAUGGUUUAUUACACUCACGUGGUAAAUUUUCACUAUUUGCAGAUGCUGAUGGUGCAACAAAAUUCUCAGACAUACAUAAAUUAUUAUCGUAUUUAAAACAACAAGAUAAACCUUCAAUUGCGAUUGGAUCUCGCGCCCAUAUGGUAAAUACCGAUGCUGUUGUUAAGCGUUCAUUUAUUAGAAAUUUUUUAAUGUAUGGAUUACAUACUUUAGUUUAUAUAUUUGGUAUUAGACAAGUUCAAGAUACACAAUGUGGGUUUAAAAUGUUUAAUUAUGAAGCAGUAAAGAAAAUUUUUCCACACAUGCAUACAGAAAGGUGGAUUUUUGACGUUGAAGUUUUAUUAUUGGGUGAAAUUCAAAAUUUUAAUUUAAAAGAAAUUGCAGUUAAUUGGCAAGAGAUUGAAGGUUCAAAAGUUGAUUUAGCAAGAGAUUCAAUUGCAAUGGCAAUAGAUUUGGUAGUCACAAGAGUAGCUUAUUUAUUAGGAAUUUAUAAAUUAAAUGAAUGCGGAAGAAAAUAG
Messenger RNA from Insectozyma verbasci, 954 nucleotides. The record is from the annotation of a GenBank genome assembly. Lineage: Eukaryota; Fungi; Ascomycota; Pichiomycetes; Serinales; Debaryomycetaceae.